Gavialis gangeticus (Gharial) is the source of this 3653-nucleotide messenger RNA. RefSeq names its product ADP dependent glucokinase (gene ADPGK). The annotation marks the transcript as partial. Gene Ontology annotation, molecular function: ADP-specific glucokinase activity. NCBI's taxonomy places the organism in Eukaryota, Metazoa, Chordata, Crocodylia, Gavialidae. The record is from RefSeq and is a predicted model, not a curated record. Gene Ontology annotation, biological process: glucose metabolic process. Gene Ontology annotation, cellular component: endoplasmic reticulum. The transcript is spliced from 7 exons.
GCGGCCGCCUGGGACGCGCUCAUCCUGCGGCCCGCGCGGCGCUGGGGCAGGGUGGCCGUCGGAGUCAAUGCCUGCGUAGAUGUGGUCCUCUCUGGUGUGAAGCUGUUGCAGGCGCUUGGUCUUGAUCCUGGGAAUGGGGAAGAUCAUGCUGUUCUGAAUUCCAAAAAAGACCUGAAAGAAGCAUUUUCUCAUUUUAUGCAAAAAGGGGCAGCUGCUGAACGCUUUUUCAGUGAUGCAGAGUCUUUCCAUCACAUUGCACAGGCAGCCUCUGAGUACCCUGGAGCACAGUUCUAUGUGGGAGGAAACGCUGCUCUGAUCGGCCAGAAGCUUGCAACAAAUCCACACCUGAAGGUCCUUCUUUGUGGCCCAGUUGGUCCUAAACUCCAUGAACUACUUGAUGAUAAUGUAAUUGUCCCACCAGAAUCUAUGCAGGAAAUCGAUGAAUUCCACCUUAUUUUGGAGUAUCAAGCAGGUGAAGAAUGGGGACAGGUGACAGCUCCCAAUGCCAACCGUUUUAUUUUCUCUCAUGAUCUGUCAAAUGGUGCCAUGAAUAUGCUGGAGGUGUUUGUGGCAAGCCUGGAUGAAUUUCAGCCAGACCUUGUGGUACUCUCAGGCCUUCAUAUGAUGGAAGGACAGAGCAAGGAAAUGCGUGCAAAGAGACUAUUGGAGGCUGUGACUUCCCUCUCAGAUAUCCCCACUGAUAUUCCUAUACACCUGGAAUUGGCCAGUAUGACUGACCAGGAUCUUAUGAGCAAGAUUAUGCUUCAGGUCUUUCCCCUGGUGAACUCUAUUGGGCUAAAUGAACAAGAACUGUUGUUCCUGACUCAGUCAGCUGCUGGUCCUCACGCCUCCCUGACCUCCUGGAAUGGAGUUCCAGAUGUGGGCAUAGUCAGUGACAUCCUGUUCUGGAUCCUGAAAGAGCAUGGAAGGACCACAGAUAAACCGUCUGAUCUUACCCGCAUCCAUUUCCACACACUGGCCUACCAUGUCCUUGCUACUGUGGAUGGGUAUUGGGGUAACCAGAUUGCGGCUGUGGCUGCUGGAGCCAGAGUGGCGGGGACACAGGCUUGUGCCACUGAGACCAUUGACACUGACAAAGUCUCUCUUAAAGCUCCCCUGGAGUUUGUGACCUCCCAGACGCAGAUAAACACCAAAAUCUCUCUCAAUCCAGGGGAGCCAGUGGCACACUGGCAGAGGGAGGGCAUCUCAUUUCAUUUCACCCCUGUUUUGGUGUGCAAAGAUCCCAUCCGGACCGUGGGACUUGGAGAUGCUAUUUCAGCUGAAGGACUCCUAUAUUCAGAAAUAUAUCCUCAAUAGACUAUGAAAACAAGGCCCCCUUUUUCAUCCAAGUCUACAUAAUGUCUGAGGCACCACUGUGUUCUCAUAGGAUUCCAGACUUUAGGGGUGUUAAUCGAUCUCUGGAUAUAACCUGAGAAGAGCCAAAGAAUAAUUCCAGGUAUAAACAUUCCAGCCACUACUUGGCAGUGACUUGAGAACAUUUCUCAUUUUAAUGUAGAGGUUUUAGUAUUUUAAUGUGGAGACCAUCUUUUUUUUUGUCUUCAGCUUGUCAUGGGGAGGGAAACUGGUAUCAGAAUCCUUGUUUGGUAAUUUGUUAAUUUGAGCCAGCCUUGUCUGUAGUGCUUGAAUGCAUGGCAGCCAAAUGGAGAAUUUCAUGCGUAUGGAUCCCGGAGAGAACACAGCAGUCCUCAGCCCUGCCUUGCUUCUGAUAAAGCAAAAAAUAAAAGGAUCUUGCUUUAUCUCCCAGCAGCACAUUGCUACAUGGCAAGGGGAAGCCUUCCACUUGCUUGGUAUUAUGAUUAAAUUGUUUAUUGACACAAUUACCUCUCAUCCUCAACAUCCCAAACAUAGGAGGAAGCCAGAGAAAAGUGCUGAACUGUGAUACGUACUGUACUGGCUCCCCAGAUGCAUGGAGCUGGAGAGAUCCUGAUUGAAGAUUAUAUAGGUUGUUUGGCUAUCAGUUCCUGUUAUAAUUGGGGAUACUUAAAUGCACCCAUGUUUUCUACCUUUUUGGUUUCUGGGUAGGUCUGUGUAAGACAAUCAAUCACACAUAAUAUUUUCACUGGUUGUUUAGCUACUUAUCUGCAAAGUGAGCCAUGAAACUAAACCUGCAUUAUAUCUGGAACUACCCUGCUUUUCAGCCAGUGAGGUUCAUGCCUUUUUCAUUUGUAUGUUCGUUAGUUUUUGCCUAACCUCGUUCUCCAGUUCAUGAAUAACUAUUACUGCUUAAUACUGGGCUUUUGGUUGGGUUUUUUUGUGCCAGCACAGUCGUAUAAUGCUCUUGGACCAGCUUAUCUGACAAAAUGUGGGGGGCAUGUUCUUCUGGGUGGUCUCUCUGGAGACAGAAGUCAUUUUUGUUUACGAAAUAGCUGAACUGCACUAUCCUUGGAACAUUAAAAUUUCUCCUUAUCCAGUGGUCACAGAUGCAAGGAGGAAGCUUUCCAGUCAAGUUUGGGGAAUGUUUGUUUCUGUGUGUACACAAUUUAUUAUUAGGGGCUCAAGUGUGGAUAUAAUUCCACUGCUUAAGUCACAGAAAAGGUAUGCAUGUAUCAUCAUUUGAUGCAUAAGAGGACUGCUUUGUAUCACGGCAUAUCUCACUGAAAAGUCAUUUAUGAAACGUUUCCAUUUUCAUCCUGGUACUAGCAUCUCCUAUUCAUAACACUGUAACAGGAGCUUCUACAAGAGGCUUUUCAGAAACUCUGGGCAUCUCUUUACACAGAUGUGAAAUAUGAAUUGACUUGGAUUGUAAAUUCCAUAUGACUGGCAUGUCUGGGAGAUCCUAGAUUAUAAAAUAAUUAGUGGUAGGGGCUUGGAGCCAGCACCCAUAUCUCUGUUGCAGAUGGGAUCAGUCCAGUGUUGCAGAGGUCAACGCUGUGAUCUGAUUCACUAUUGCUCUAAGUAGCAGUUUGUUCGAGGCAAAAACAAAACUGCCACAAGGGUCAUAAACUCUUGUAAGUGGAGAUGGACAGACAAACUGAGGAGGUCAGUGUGAAGGUAAAACUUGGCAGCUCUUACAAGCCCUUCCCAACACAACAUGUGGAGGUGUUCACAAAGCAACCGUUGCUGGCUUCUCCAGAAUUCAGAGGUAACAGAAUGGUGCUAAAUACCUGCUGAGGAAAGUCCCCUGUAGCACAAAGGCAAGACAAAAAAAAAUGGCUCUGUAGUGUGCGCUUGUAGUUGCUGACUUACACUAGUUUUGUCUUGGGUUUGAUGCUCGUUUCAGUGAGGCUUCUUAAUUACGUGGACUUUUUUUUUAUUAGUGUGAUUGUACGGUACUUUGCAGCCCUCGAACAUAUAUUGAAUGAACUCUCAACGAUAGAGUCUUAAUCUUAAAAGGAACACUGAGCAACAUACAUCCUGCCUUUAUUCUUCUCCUUAUUCUGUGUUUAUGAGGGUCUUUCUAAGCCAGUAAUACCUCUCUCUCUUGGACUUCUUGUAACUUGUAGGAGCUGUGCUGUUCUGUGUUACCACUUAAUGUUGGAAAACUAGUCUCUGCACUGAGUGUGGGCAGGAGUCAUGCUCCGCUUGGAGGCUUGGCAGCUUAAAAUUAAUGUUUGCUGGCAACUUUCACAGCCACCAGAUUCAAUUAGUGAGAAUGAUCCCUAAUAAGUGUGACUGAUGAUUCAUAAAUUUUA